This is a messenger RNA of Lymnaea stagnalis (great pond snail), 14180 nucleotides long. NCBI's taxonomy places the organism in Eukaryota, Metazoa, Mollusca, Gastropoda, Lymnaeidae. The record is from the annotation of a GenBank genome assembly.
UCACUUUAGUUGGUUCCAUUCUGUCAUCAAGACUUUGACUUUUUUUCCUCUCUCCAUAAGGUAAUAUAUUAAUUUCAACUUUGUAUUUCUAUGAAAAGAUUUGAGUGAGAAUAGUCAGAGUUUUUGUAGUUGUUGUUGUUGUUGUUGUUGUUGUAAAUAGACAUCUUCCCAAACAUUCAUUUCCUUCAUCAAUAUGAGACAGUUUCAGAACUUGGAAUUGGACAACAUAAGUUGUUGCUGUUAAUGUGAAAGCUUUCUCGGAUAAUCUCCAAACGUGCCUGUUAAUAGUUAUGACUUUGUUUGUAUAGGUAUUUACAAUCAUCAAUGGUUUGUCGUCGACGUGGGGGAUUUUGACUCUUUACUUUACAAACUAUUGAUGCUUGUAAACAUCUACAAAUGAAAUAGUCAACUGUAUGUUGCCUGGUGAAAAUAUAUUGCAAUAUCCUUAAAAUAGGUAAUUAUAAUAACUAUAUGUAUACAAUUUUAUUCUAAUUACAUUUGAAUGGAAUAGCCUCAGGUCCGAAGACUCCCACAGCAGGUCAACUUGUUUGUGUGUGUGUGGGGGGGGGGGUCGUGGAGGUGUCUGGGAGGGAGAUCAUUGAGCCCAUCCUCAGAAAACUUUUGAUAAAUUCAAAAUGCAAGGAUACAUUUUGACACAUACCUGAAUUUAGUUUUGCAUCAUUCUUCAUUAAAUAUGAGAGCACCAUUGAUUAAUGCUUAACCCAUGUCUGGAUAACCUACAACAUACUUUUUAUCUGGAUAUUUAUGCAUGAUUGUAUUAUUUCAGAAAGUAUAAUGUAUAGAUCGUUAAAAUUAGGCAAAGCAUGUGUUGGUAGGUAGUGGAAACCUUUGGAGUAAUGUUUUCUUCGAUCACACGUUAGAAAAUAACACAAGCUGGUCAACGUAAAAUCAUUAUUGAUACGGCAAUCUCCGUGGUUACAUUAAUUUUUCAAUUAGCUCUACAACGGCUUUAUCAGGUGGACCAAAUAUGUAAUGAACUAUUUAUCAAAUAGAUGACUUUAGAGAAGCAUUGGGUAAGAAAUCAAAUGAUUGCAGACAUUAUAUGACGUAGUAAGUUGAAGAUAAUCUGGGGUAUCCAACUUGUCUGGUCUGAAAGGACAUCCAACUUGUCUUUGACAGGCUGUUGUCUGGUCUGACAGGGUAUCCAACUUGUCUUUGACAGGAUGUUGUCUGGUCUGACAGGGUAUACAACUUGUCUUUGACAGGUUGUUGUCUAGCCUGAUAGGGUAUUCAACUUGUCUUUGGCCGGGUAUUUUUGGUCUGUCAGGGUAUUCAACCUGUCUUUUACAGGGUUUUGUCUGCUCUGACCGGGUAUCCAACUUGUCUGGUCUGAGAUGGGAGCAGGAGCAAGCAUAUGUGGAAGUACGCAUGUGCAGCCGGACACAGGACGCUGGGUGCAGCCGACCGAUCGGAGAGACUCUAACGUUAAUGUUAUCAUAGGUAGGACUCUUUGUUUUUGUUAUCAUAGGUAGGACUCUUUGCUUUUGUUAUCAUAGGUAGGACUCUUUGUUUUGUUAUCAUAGGUAGGAAUCUUUGCUUUUGUUAUCAUAGGUAGGACUCUUUGUUUUUGUUAUCAUAGGUAGGAAUCUUUGCUUUUGUUAUCAUAGGUAGGGCUAUUUUUUUUAAAAAACCUUUAUUGAAAUAUCAUAUCAUAGACAUCUUAUUCCAUAAAUCUUAUGACCAUCUUAUGACCAUCUUAUGACCAUCUUAUGACCAUCUUAUGACCAUCUUAUGACCAUCUUAUGACCAUCUUAUGACCAUCUUAUGACCAUCUUAUGACCAUCUUAUGACCAUCUUAUGACCAUCUUAUGACCAUCUUAUGACCAUCUUAUGACCAUCUUAUGACCAUCUUAUGACCAUCUUAUGACCAUCUUAUGACCAUCUUAUGACCAUCUUAUGACCAUCUUAUCACCAUCUUAUGAUCACCCUCAAUACCGAGAAAAUCUAAAGUCUGACAAAUGUAUUAUUUUUAUCAUAUCCGGUGCCGGCCUUUAAAAAAAAAUUGAUUGUGCCACCCGUGACCAUAACCUCUGAACAGAUUUCUAUUUUGACUUGCUAUAAGUAACUAAAUGUGCUAGUCAUCUUGAAGCAUGAAUCCAAAGAAAACAUAUGUGCAAUGUGUUCUUUAGGAAAUGACAUCAGUGGGUCGUCGAGCUGACGCUAUCAAUGCCCUACCCAAAGCAUCCCAAUUUGGCCCGUUGGGGGACUCCCCCUCGAUAGAAAACCCUCCACCCGCUGCUUCACUCGGCUGACUAGGCCAGUGGUCGGAAAACUCAUUGGUGAAAAGAGCCAAAAAAUCAGCAGAGGUGCGAUUAAAAUUUGUUUGAGAGCCAAAUUUUCUUUCAAAAAUCUGUGAAGAACCAUGAUUAUCAGAGUCAACCCCCGCAGGGUCAUCGACUGGCCGAGCCGCACUCAGGUCGCUAACGAGCCGCAUGCAGCCCGCGAGCGACGAUUUGCCGACCACUGGACUAGGCAAGCCGGGUUCAGCCCAACCAAAGCGCCGUGGGUUUAAAGCGCUAACAAACGUCUUUCCUAAUGGUUGGUAUGGAAGCAUUAACAUUCUAAUAUCUUCCACCCCCCCCCCCCACACCCACACCGACGAGGCGUCAGACACCCUCUAAUAGAGUUUCUACAUUGGGUUGCCUACGCACAGCCUCGCCUCCACAUGGCCGUAUAAUAGAAUCAUUGGCACGAGACUUUCAGGACCUGUCACAUAUUCGUUAACGGCCACGAGAUAAUCAUGACCCCUUACCCUGUUUCUACCUAUAUUUCAAGUGCAGACCGUGCCACGGUUGGCUAAGGCUUCAGUUUGCAUUGCAGUUGCUUCAUUUUGGUACAAACAAUGCAUGCCCUCUGACUGCCCACGCAUGUCCACCCACGGUGGUGAUGUCCCCUGAGUAGCGCCACUUCAUCGGCCAUUCCACUACAGACUACAGACAUGUCGACGUGCAGAUCAACGGGGGGACGGACAGAAAUGCGUAAUGAACCUUCUUUAUUAAUGUAUAUCUGUAUAUUUAUAUAAUAUAUUUAUUGUCUAAAUUGACUUAAACUCAAACUCUUAAACUGGUAUGUUUAUGACAGUGUUAAGUAUUUUUAUAUUCAAUUGUUGUUUUUAAGAUGCACAAGGAAUACUUGCUCUCUCGGUUACCGAAAAAAAAAAUGUAUUAAAUUUAUAAAAUUGUAAGAGUAUCUAUUAAUUAACCGUCUGUCAGCAAAAUGCUGAACUACUUCUGUCAUAGCAAAACUAUUCUGUGUUCGUUCUUUUCAUGGAUACUGUAUCUUAAAACAACGAAAGAAUGAAGUCAUGUUUUUAUUAAAUUUUUUCUUUUUACUGGCAUUUGCAUCUUGUCCAGCGUAUUAUGUUUACACACGUCACUGAGCGAGCUCUCUCGUUUCAUCGUCUGUCCAUUGACCAUUCACCGCCGAUUGAAGUGUUCAGUAACUUUCGUAAGUGACCGGAGGACUAUAUUUAUCUAAAUUCUGAGAAAUAAAGCUUUCCAUUGAUACCAAGUACGAUGUGGCCGGGCGAUUCUAAGUAAUUGGAUCGAAUCGGUGAACAUUAAAAACAUUUAAAACAUGAGUUUUCACCCAUUUAUAUGGUUAACAAUAUAUUUUACAAAAUGUUCUAAUAUCUUUUAAUAUUUAAUUUAGAUUUUAAAAAAAAAAAAAAAAGAUUUAGAAAACCAAAUAUAUCACAACCCAAAAAUAUUCAAAAUGAAUAUUUUCUCCGAUUCGUCACUACCACCGCACCUUACAAUUAGAGCACGACUGUCAUACAGCACAAGGUCGAUUACAUGCUGUCUGUAAUUUCACGUUUAUCUGCUACCUUUACCUUUGUGCUGAUCUACUUGAGGAAGGUUAUCUUACACAGCAGUAGGCCUACCGGUAUUUGCAGAUUAAAGGCUUUACUCUUGACAAAGUGGUGACCAAUAUAAAGACCUUAAGAUUGUUUCUGUAUGAGAAGCGCUGUCACUUGAUGGAACAUACUGUUGAAAAGGCACUUUUAACACCAGACCCAUAUGGAAUUUCGAUAGAAAGAAAAGUUUAAUGAAGAGAAUGGCAAGAGAACAAUUAAUAGAUGAACUCUCUCUACAAGAAAAAAAAGGUAGAGAUGCUGGAAUCUAUUGAUCGCUUCAAUUCUGAUCGCCAGAUCAGAUCGUCAGGGAAGUGGCAGAUAUAUAAUUUGGGGAUUUUCAGCCCAAGAUUCUACUAUCAAGUGAAGAAGAGUUAUUGGUGUCCGUUUCAAAAUAAACCUCUUUCUAUGAUGAGUUAUCAGAAGAUGAACUUUUAAAAGAACUACCAAGGCGUCCAAGGCUUGUAAGACACCUAAAGGCAGCUGAUAUUCACAAAUUCACGUACUGGUCAGUAGGCCUAUUUGAUGUUUUGAAAUUCAUAGCUGAAUGGGACUUCCUAGAAUCUCUUCCAGUACUCUCGCUAAGCCUUAAAUUGGUUGUUACUAUCUGUUCCUAUUUCACCUAUUGCAAAUAGCAGGCAUUCGCCUAUAUCCCCUACACCUCAAAGCCAGUCAUUCGCCUAUAUCACCUACACGUAAAGCCAGGCAUUCGCCUAUAUCCCCUACACCUCAAAGCCAGUCAUUCGCCUAUAUCACCUACACGUAAAGCCAGGCAUUCGCCUAUAUCCCCUACACCUCAAAGCCAGUCAUUCGCCUAUAUCACCUACACGUAAAGCCAGGCAUUCGCCUAUAUCCCCUACACCUCAAAGCCAGUCAUUCGCCUAUAUCACCUACACGUAAAGCCAGGCAUUCGCCUAUAUCCCCUACACCUCAAAGCCAGUCAUUCGCCUAUAUCACCUACACGUAAAGCCAGUCAUUCGCCUAUAUGGCCUACAGGUAAAGUAAAACCAUUAAAAUUAAAUUAAGGCAACAAAAUACUGAAUUCCUUUUAUAAUGAAAUGUAAAACCUUCUAAUUUAUUGUUCUUUCAGAUCCUGACCCCAAGACGACCUUGACAGCAGUAUCGGUGGAACUGAACAUCAAAGAUAACUCCGAGCUCCACCACACCAACAAAUACGCCUUCUCUAUCGCAAAAACCAAACUUAUUGUCAGGAGAGGUCAGCCAUUUGUCAUUGAUGUGGAGUUUUCAAAAGAUUUCAAUGAAAAGUCGGAUGGCUUAAAAAUUAUUUUUGAGACUGGUAUGUUUUACAUUUACACACUUCAUUUUUGGCUAGAACUUAGUGUAGUAGAAGAUUGACUUUUAAUGUAGUCUUUGUAAAAUAAGUAUAUAAUGAUUUCAGUAGCCUACUUUUAAACCUUCGAGAAAGGCAGAUAUGAUUUUUCUUAAAUUGUUUAUUUUAGAUUUCAGCAAAACUCAUAAUUUACAAGCAAAGAAAAAAAAAAAACAGUUCAAAACCAAACAAUUUCCUUAAUACUUAAUUUAAUCUUAAAACAAUUUUUAAGAAAUGAAAUUGUCAUGAUACUAUAACUAACAAGAUCUUAUCUAUUCAAUGCAGGCAAGAAACCACUAGCAACUAAAGGAACAAGUGUCGAAAUUACACCAGACGAUGAAGAUGGGACCAAAGAAUGGAAAGCGUCAAUAAAGUCUAAAAAAGUAGGCAUACACUUUAAAGAUUUAUUGAGGUUAUAAACUUUCUGGAUUUUUUUUAUUCCAAGUGACGAUUUUCUCACAGAUUGUCUGUGUAUGUUAACAUGUAACUUAUAUUAUUUAGAUAAAUAUUAAAUUUUGACAGCCUGUUAAAUCAUUUAAAAAAUAAGUGUUAUGAUUAUUGCUACAUUUUUUUUUAUAGGACAAGGCUUUGAAAGUUUCCAUCACAGCACCACCAUCUUGUUUUAUUGGAAAAUGGAAUGUAAAGAUAGAUGUUGUCAGAGACUCCAACAUCUACAGACUGGAGCUUGCAGAUCCAAUCUAUGUCAUCUUUAACCCAUGGUGUAAAGGUAAUUCAACAUUUACUGCAGGAAAUAGGUUAUUUUAGAUGUAAAAACUUCCCAAUCACAGUAACUAAAAAGUCUAAUUGUUCAAAUUAGAAAAAAAAAUAUUAGAAGUCAAAGUUUAGUAAAUUUUUGGCGAAAUGGUAUUUUUCAAACGAAUUGCCUUCAAAGUAAUUUAUUGAUUACAUAAAUUCUUCUCGUAUGAAAUUUUUUUAAAUGUGACUUUUCUCAUUCAAAUUAUCGAAAAUAUCCACUUUUGUCUUCCUUUGAUUCAGAAUUCAUAAAAUGUCAUUCUUUUGUUACAAGAAAUUAUCAAGUGAUCUUCUAAAGACGUCCAGACAUUUAAAUUGAUUGCCAUCUACCCUAUAAUAAUGACAUGUCACACUAUUGCUAUGUCCAAUAUGAUUGAUCUGUCCCCAUAUUAUUGGCUUCUCCCCAUAACAUUUGUGUAUUUCUUCAAGAUGACACUGUGUACAUGGCUGACGCUAACCUCCUCAAGGAAUAUGUGCUCAAUGAGACAGGACAAAUCUAUUAUGGAAGUCAAAGUGCUGUAGCUCCAAGACCCUGGAACUUUGGCCAGGUAAGCAAUGUCUCCCAAGAUCAAAUCAACACUGUUCCCGUGAUAUUUUAAAUGCUAUUAUCUUGUGGUAUAUUGAUUGUCCAUAAACAUUUUUUUAACCACAGGCUAUUUUAAGACUCCUACAGUGUCCUAAAUCCCUAUGUUUGAUGUCAUAAAGCCAUAUAUUUGAUGUCAUAAAGCCAUAUUUCUAAAGUUUUACAGCCAUAUGUUUAAAAUGAUUAUGGUUUUGUGGUACAUACAGCUUCAUACAGUAUUCAUUGUUUAUUAUAAAAUGUUAACCUUCUCAACGGAAAGUUGAGAAACAAAUUACCGUAAUAAAAAGUUAAAUAUUUACUGGCAAUUUCAAAAUCUUUUCUCUCUUUCACUUUCAUUAUAAAAGAAAAUAAAUCUUUGUAAUAUACGGAACCAGUUAAAAAAAAAAUUUUGUUUUAUUUCUUUUAUUAGAUUCUGAUUUUGACAUAGUAAUUGGUCUUUUAUUUAUAAUUUUAUCCCACAGUUUGAAUCUUGUGUUCUAGAAGUGGCAAUCUACCUUUUGGACAGCUCCGAGCUCAAAUGGCCUGUUAGAGGGAGCCCUGUAUCUGUAGUGAGAAAAAUCUCUGCAUUGGUGAGCUCACUAUGAAGCUUAAAUUUAGAUAAUCUCUAUGGUUAAGUACUGUGCAUGAUAUACAAUAUAUUCUAGGGUGUGGAGAUGACUCUGCUAGUUUGUUUUAAAAACAAUUAAAUUUUGAUUUAAAGUUUGAUGAAUAUUGUAUUUAAAGGGGUUUUGCAGAUAGUACCUACAAAUUUUAAAGAAAACCAUUUUUCUAAAUGUAUUAAAUUGCCUGAAAUGUAACUUACAGGUAAUGUAAGAAAUGUCUACUAAUACUGAAGCUUAUGGAAUUUCUUACUUGUUAUCUAGCAAAAUUUCACCAUUUCUAAGCCUUGUUCCAAGGAUAAAUUUUGCUCAAAUUAAAGGAAACUUUAAUAAUUUUAUUUCUAUACUACUGUAUAUUAAGGUGAAUUCAGCUGAUGACAGUGGUGUGUUAACUGGCAACUGGUCAGGUGAUUACUCAGAUGGACGGUCUCCCUUAUCUUGGACAGGCUCAGCUGCCAUUCUAGAGGAAUUUUGGAAAAGCAAACGUCCAGUGAAAUAUGGCCAAUGUUGGGUUUUCUCUGGGUUAUCUACCACCAGUAAGAGUACAUUUAAACUUUCUUUGAACCACAAAAAAAACAUUGAACGCACUUAAAAAUGAAAAUUCUUGUGCACAUUGCAGUAGAUUUGUAUAAUAUUUUCCAAACCACUGUCUAACCUCUGCUCAAUUUGGUAUGUCACAGUCUGUCGUACACUUGGGAUUCCAGCACGAAGUGUUUCCAACUUCCAGUCUGCCCAUGAUUCAGAUGGUUCCAUCACCAUCGACUUCCACUACACCAGUAAAGGGGAACUUGAUGAUUCAGUCAAAAAUGACUCCAUCUGGUAGUUAUUUAAGUAUGGUAAACUAGACAUAAUUUAUGCAGUGUAGUUGUAACCGGUAUGGUAACUAGACAUAAUUUAUGCGGUGUAUUUGUAACCCACAAUAAUGGAACCUUAGUUUUAGACUAGAAACUAAAAAUGUUACGCAUCAUUGGUUAAGCCAAAGGAUGGCUUGAUCAUGUCCAGUGACAGAUACAUUCCAUUGGGAAUUUUUGUCUGUAUUCCAACUGUAAAUCUUCCAUGAAACAAACGCUGUGAAACAAAUUUUAAGGAACCUUAAAAGCCACCUUAGAUUUCAUUUGUUGGCCUCCUGUCGGAUUUUUCCUGUAUCCAGUUGCUACCCCCGAGAUAUAUCUCCCAUCAUAUUCCCACCAUUUUAAAACAUCUUGAACUUGUCACGUUCACAUUCCCCAGGAACUUCCAUGUGUGGAAUGAGGCCUGGAUGUCACGACCUGAACUCACAUCUGGUUAUGGUGGCUGGCAGGCAUUUGAUGCAACACCUCAGGAAACUUCAGAAGGUGCAAAGCAGUCAGAGGCUGAUAUUUUGAUAUAUAUAAAAAAAGUAGUGAAGAGUUCUGUCAUUGGAUUAUGUUGAGCUUUGCUGUUUCUAGUUUUUUCUUACAACUUUAAAAAUUGACCUUUUCAAUAACCAAAAUUUUGAAUCAGAUCUCUAACAUAAAUGGUAAGAAAGGGCUGGGGCGAUUAUAUUCAAUCCAGAAGGUGCCCAGCUGACAAAUGCUGUGACUCUUCUAAAAGUGAUGAUUGAUAAGUGUGACUUAUUUCAUUAAAUGCUCCAGAUGUCUAGAACACGUGUAUGCUAAUUCAUCCUUUUAUUAAUGUUUCUAAUGACAUAUUUAAUGACAUAUCUGUCAUAUUUAAUGACAUAUUUGCUUGAUAUUUCCUUCCAGGUGUUUACUGCUGUGGACCUGUUCCAGUGGCUGCUAUUAAGCUGGGAGAAGUUACAUUGCCUUAUGAUGGCCCAUUUGUGUUUGCUGAAGUAAAUGCUGACCGUGUGCAUUGGAAGAAAAACAAAUUGGGCCAAUGGGAGUGUAUCAGUAUAGACAAAAAUGCGUAGGUUUUUUACUUGACUACAGGCAUAUCUCUUGUUGUAAAGAAUUCAUAAUUUUAAAAAAUAUUAACUGAUGAGAAAAAUUGCAGCAAAAUAUCAAUCAGUAAUUCACUUAUUUAGAUUGUAGAGGACAAUGUUAAAAUAAAAAAGCUUAUUGGAACAAACAGUUUGUAAUCUCCCCUCCCCCAGAAACACACACCCACACACACACACACACCUUCACAGCCAAAUCAACCUACGUCUAUCUUGCUUUGAUACUAAGGAAUCCCUGGGUUAAUUAUAGAAUUUGUCACUUUAAUUUAUUUCAUGGAUAUUCAAAGGGUGGCAGGUGAAAUUACUUUGUUAGCCUUUGACAUAUAUUUCAUGGAUAUUCAAAGGGUGGCAGGUGAGAUUACUUUGUUAGCCUUUGACAUAUAAUAAUGAGAUGACCUUCCAAUCAAUAAUGAAUAAUUAUUUAUGAAGUAUUAUUGAUUUUGACAAAUUAGCAGGGUUAUGGUAUUAUCUUGACUUUCAGUAUUGCAAUCUCAAGAAUCAGUCAUAGAAUAUUAUUAUAUAUAACUUUUAUUUUAUUGGACCUUCAAAGUGUUGGUAAAAAGAUGAGUACAAAGGCAGCUAACUCCAAUGAAAGAGAAGAUGUAACAAGUAAUUAUAAACCAGAAGAGGGUGAGUUUGAUUAUAUAUUUAUAGGCUUGUCAUCAUUUCAGUGUAUUUUCAAUCAUCAAAUCAUGUCAAUGUUAUCUUAGACGUUAGACACAUCUCUAGUGGGUAUUUGUUUUGUCAAAUAGUUAUUGUGACUGCAUCGCCAACAUGUGAUGUCAGUUGUGUCACAAAAGAAUAGGGGAGAAAUGUUGCAUAGCUGUGGUGGGUUUUUUUCCUGUUUGGUUUUUAAAUUUUACUUCCACCCACUUCCUCUCCAUUGUACUUAGCUUGUUUUUUAUCAGGGUUUUGUACCCAUUCUUAUUCUAUUCUUUCAUUUUUAGGUAGGAUAUAUAUAAAUAUUAUGUAAAUUUAAUUUAUAGGCCCUACUUAUAUUAUGAAUUUAAAAAAAAAAAAAUUAUUUGUUGUGCCGAUGAAGGCAUUUGCCAAAACGUUUGCAUUUGUAUUCUGUAUAAUCAUGAUUAAAGCUUAACAUGUAUUGUUUUAUUGACACAAAUUGUGUAUGAUUAAUCCAGAUAAAAAUAAAAAUGACAAAAUACAAGUUUUUUCUUAAUGAAAACUUAAUCUUGACUACUUCUCUCAGGAUCUGCAGAGGAAAGAGCAGCUGUUCUUAGAGCGAACCAAACAGGUUCAAAUAGAAAAGAUAUUUACAAGCAAAAACCCGGUGUAUGUUACAUUAGUAAAAUAUCAACACUUUGCCAUCAAUCAUUACAGAUUUUAUAUUUAAUUUUAAUUAAAUUUGACUUAUUUGGUCUUUUGUAUUUUAAGAUUUAAAUCAACAAUAUUGCUAGUCUAGAUGCAUAAUAUUAUUAGUCUUGCAUUUAUAAAAUGUUAAAUAAUUUGUUUGUUACAAUAAACUGACAUUGUUUUAUAAAAUUAUGAUACAUUUCUGAUAGUCUGCUCAUUAAAAAUUACUAGUUAAAUAUAGACACUAUAAAAAUCUAAUACGGGUCAUCUUCUCUAGGAUGUUGAUUUCAAUCUGGUUCAAGAUAGGAAGGAGACACUCGUAGGUGACAACUUUCAACUGAAACUCAAGAUGAGCAAUAAAACUUCUAACAAAAGGACAGUCAGUGGCAGAAUGGAAGUCAGGACAAUGUACUACACUGGUGUGUUGGCCGACCUGGUCAAAUCUGUGGUAUUCACCGACGUUGAUGUUAGCUCUAACCCAGGUAAGAUAGGUUUGUGUUAGAUAAAUGAGUGACCCAGCAUGUGAACUUGAUAAUAUCAGUUUGAUUUUCCUGACUAUCUCAAAAUAUCUGCCUGUUUUGUUAUACGUUUUAAAAAAAUGGUCAUUAUACAAUGUUAAGGUAGUUACGCAAAAAUUUCAUAAAUUGGUUAUGUCAGCUCUGUUGUGGAUUUGAACAUGGAAUAUGAGUGUGAUCAGAAUGUUGAAAAAAAAUAAGACAAGACCAAAUGCAGAGAGCUAAAACAAAGACAAACACACAAUUUUAUAAAUGUUAUUGCCUAAAAUUAAGUUUUAUAGUGAAGUAUUUUAUGCCUAUAAACUUUUCAAAGUUCAAAAAAUCAGUUGCAAUAAGAUUUUUUAAAAUACAUAGCUUUAAAUAGAAAUGAAGCACAUUAUUAUAAUUAUUUUGUAUGAGCUUAUUUAGUAAGGAUGAAUUGAGUUGGUAAAAUUAGUAAUAAACAUUGCAAAGAUCAAUUUGUUAGAUGUCAGUUUGUUUUAUGUCAAUUUGUUUGAUAUCAGUUUGUCUGAGGCUCAAAGUGUUAAAAAAUCCAGCCUCCCAAUGUAUUGCAAACCUGGAUUUAAAAUGAUUAAGAUUUUCUUGUCUAACAAUUCCUCUUUAUCCAAAGAAAUUGAGAUUGAAGCAAAAGAAGGAGACUACUCUGCUAAACUUAGAGACUGUUGUAUGCUGGAUGUCACCAUCUGGGCUGUGGUCAAAGAAACUGAGCAAUAUUUUGUUAAAAAGGAGGACUUUAGACUACUCAAACCAAAUCUUGCCAUUAAGGUAACACAGAUGUAUGUAGAGUUAACUUAUUUCUGAAAUAAUAUCAACAUAAUGUUCAUUUAUUAGCUCCAUGAAAAUGUCAAACUCAGAAGCACUGAAAAGCAUUUUCAUUUAACAAAAUAUCUUAUGCCGUUUGGUGCAUAUUCUACCUCAAUUUCUGUACAUUGUCUUUAAGGCUCCUUCUAGUGUCAAACUGGGUGAAGAAUUUGAUGCUGAGGUUUCCUUCACCAACCCACUGAACCAGCCACUGACAAAAUGUUUCCUUGUAGUAGAUGGUCUGGCACAAUCAAGAGAAAUCUCUCAAAGGUUGGUAUAAAUUGUUGUUUUAUAACUUCAGGAACUUCAUUUCAUGGCUUAAGGUUGAUCCACUGAAAUAAUAUUUGUCAGCCAAGUAACAAGUUGUCAAAUAAUUAAAGUCUCCAUUUGAGAAGAAUUUUUGCCUGAUGUCAACUUCUUGUUCUACUAGAAUGGUUAAGCCAUCAAGUUCUUUCUCACAUUGUAAUACAUCGUACUAAUAUGGAAUCAGCUCAAGUCCUUUUUAUAAUAAAUCUAACUUUAAUAUCUACUUAUAUACAUAGACUAAAUUCCAUACACAUAUGAAUAUAGCGCAGGGCUAUCAGACAGAAAUAAAACACAUCAUACUCCUACAAAGUUCCAUUCACGACUGCCAGACCAAUAAAACUUACUCACAAAACAGACUAGACAAUACCUCAUAUUGAGCAUAAAAAUACAUUCACUAACCAAUAAAACUCUCAAACACACACAGUGCGUAAUGAAACAUAAUAUUCAGUUGCAACAAUUAUUAAUGAACUCCCAUAAUCGACACCUGACAGAUUACAUAAAUGAUAAUAAUAAUAUAGUUAAUUUGAAAAUCAGGCUUCAUCCCCAAAGGCUCGAAGCGCGGUACAGAGUCUAGUAUAUUAAAAGAGAAAUGAAACAAUCUAUAUUAUACCACAUUGAAAUACAAAGUGCAAGAGACUCUAAACCAGCUCAGAAUUGGUUCAUUGCUACUGAUCCAAUAAUAAUUUUGGUUGGUCAGCUUAAGGCUUAAAAGGAAAAAUUUGGGAUAUCUUAUAUAUUUUGAAAUACAUAGAUCAGACACAAAGUAAGUAUGAGGAAUGGUUAUUAUAAAUAAAUAAAUAUAUAUAUAUGGCUGUUACAAAUGUUUCUAUCUUUUUUUCUCUCUUCAAUAGCAAAGUAUCUGCCAAAAGCAACUUUACAGCUAAAAUAACUAUUAAACCUACAAAGAAAGGGAAUUGUCAAUUGAUUGUUAUAUUUAAUUCACAACCAUUGGAGGAUAUUCAUGGAUCACAACAAAUAAAGGUCACUUAAUUCAUGGAUAAACUGCCAUAAUCUUGUCAUUCAUGAUUACAGAUUCUAAAUUUGAUUAUUAACUCAAUUAGCAUAAAACUAAAUACUAGGGCUGACUGGAAACUAAGGUUUACUGGAAACUAAGAAUGACUGGAAAGAUUUUAUUGCAUAUUUUUUUGGUGAUGUGGUCAUACACGCUGUAACUGAUGUUUUACAUUGAAGAGUGUUGUUAACGUUAGACUUUUAAAUGUUCACAAAAUGCUACUUUAAAACUUGUUUGAAAUUUUUCCUUCAUGAAUAUUUAAAAAUUUUUUAAUUUAUUUUGCAGUUUUUAGUUAUAUUUUAAAUAAUUUUAUGAUCAUUCAUGACAGUGCUGCUCUUGAACAUACAUUUCUAAUGGAUUUAAAUAUGUCUAACACAUGUUAGGAACAUUUCGUUUUACAAUCUAAAAAUAUUAAGCAUAUCAUAUGAAAAAAAAACAUACCUUUUUAUAUUAUCCCAAUAUUUAUGUUACUAAUACAACCCAUGCUCAUCACAUUUUAUAAAUAUUUUUUUUCUGUCAUUGAAAACUUUUUAAAAAAAUAAAUUUUCUUUAAAAAUAUAUAAAAUGAUUGCAUUUUUUAAUAUCUUCAGAUAUCUAAUUCAAUAUCUAAUUCAAUCUCUUAAGUAGUGAUAGACUUAUUUUGCUCUAUUAUUGAAUAAUAUGCUCUGAUAUUUAUAUAAUACUGGAAUCAUACAAAAUUCAGCUACUAAGAGUAUAAAGACUGUAAAAUAAAUAACUCAGUAAUGCAAAAAUAAUUUUUUUUAAAUAAAUGUUGAAACUCUUCAAAGAACUUUUAAAAUUUCAUUUGUUGAAAAGUAGUUUUAAAAAGGUUUUGCUAAAUUUCUGCUGUUAUAUUUUAAAAAAUAAAUUAAAAUGAAAGGAAAUGAUUGUUUAAAUACCCCUAGUUGCAGGGAUUUUAUUAGUGCCUUAUGCAAGUGAAUCAAUAACAUUAAUUUGCCUUUUUAAACCUGGUAUUUACAUGCCAACAUUUGUUAAUAAAAAAUUUGAAAAUUUUAAAAAUUGAUGCAACAAUUGCAUGUAUGACGAUGGUCAGUUUGAUGUAACAAUUGCAUGUAUGACAAUGGUCAGUUUGAUGUAACAAUUGCAUGUAUGACGAUGGUCAGUUUGAUGUAACAAUUGCAUGUAUGACGAUGGUCAGUUUGAUGUAACAAUUGCAU